AUGUAUGAACUACCAUGGAUAUUAAAAUGGGAGUAUGUUAUUUCGGAGGAUGUUAAUGAAGAAUGGACUUAUAUUCCCAAUCUAGUCCGAAGUAUCUUAAUCAGAUGGUGGGAUAAAUUCACUAGGGAUCACCUAGCUCCCAUCAAGAUCGUCCCAGCUCUUAUCCCAUCUCCCGAUUCUGCUGCUGCUCAGCCUUUGAAAGUCCUCGAGAUUCUUGAUCUGGAUGACAAAUCUAUGGCCUCAGCAUCUGCCACCCAACAUGAAGAUGAGGUGGACCCCUUUGCCAAUGAAGACAUGCUAGACAAUUUCCAUCCAGAGCUUUAUGGUGGGCCUCAGUAA
Messenger RNA from Prunus armeniaca (apricot), 339 nucleotides. Lineage: Eukaryota; Viridiplantae; Streptophyta; Magnoliopsida; Rosales; Rosaceae. The record is from the annotation of a GenBank genome assembly.